AUGCCCACGAGAGGACAGGCGCUGUUCAUCGCCUAUCUCAUAUUUAUCAACGUGGUUUUAUGCGCGGUAGGCUUCAACUCAGCUGACCCAAGUGCAUGGUACACUUCCAAUCAUCUCGAGAUCCUCACCUACGUCAGUAACCGCGCUGGGAUCCUGAGCUUUGCAAACAUUCCACUGCUGGUUCUCUAUUCCAGUCGUAACAAUAUCCUACUCUGGUUAACCAACUGGUCCCACUCCACCUUCCUGCUUCUCCACCGCUGGAUUGCUGCAAUUUGCGUUAUCGAAGCCUGCCUCCACUCCGCCAUAUACUUGCAUAUAUACAGCGCACAAGGUGAACACUCCAGCGAAAGUCAGCGCGCAUACUGGUACUGGGGUAUUGUCGCGACGCUGGCGAUGGUUCUUAUCGUCCCAGGUUCAAUGCUACAAGUUCGCCGACGGUUUUAUGAGUUUUUUCUUGCCUGGCAUGUGAUAUUCUUUUUGUUAGCGAUGGUCGGGUGUUGCUUACACAUUUACUACCGAUAUGACUUUCAAUGGGGAUACGAGAACUGGAUAUACAUGGCCUUGGCAAUAUGGGGGUUUGAACGCGGAAUGCGCAUUCUGCGGUUUGCGAGACAUGGAAUCCGCACCGCUCAGGUGUCUAUCGUGGAUGAUGAAUAUAUUAAGUUGGAGAUCCCAGGGAUCGCGGCCGACGGUGAUGUAUACCUUUACUUCCCGACCUUGACAUGGCGAGUCUGGGAGAAUCACCCUUUCUCAGUAAUGACGGAUGUCUGUCAAGGUACCGAUACGGGGUUGUCGACAACCAGAAUCACGACCGAUAAGGACAGACUUCCUAUAUCUUGGACUGAGAAGGGAGAGAGUCUGGACAAGAUGUCCCUUGCCGAGAUAUCUAAUGCACCAUGCCAACGAGGGUUGGUGUUCUAUAUUCGAACUCAGUCGGGCAUCACCAAAUAUCUCCGCGGCACCAAAUCAAAGUUCCCAGUUCUUGUUGAGUCUUCGUACCAUCCAGUGGUCCUUUCAAAGCCUAAUCCCUCGGGCAUGACCAAUAUUAUUGCGAUCGCAGGGGGCGUUGGGGUAACAGCGUCAGCGCCCAUAUUGAUGCGCCACGAGGGAUGGCAUAGGUUGUUCUGGGCAGUACGCAGUAAGCCCUUGGCUGAUUCUGUGGCAGCGUCGCUUGGUGCCGAUCGAUUCAAUCGAUUGAAUGCUGUGGUAUUCCAAGAUAAUCGUAUGGAUAUUUCUCGCAUUCUCCAGGAGGAAGUCUCCAGGUGUGUGGGAACAGAGGUCGCUGUGAUUGUCAGUGGUCCAGCAAGAAUGGCGGACGAGAAAUUCAUGUUUGAUUAUACCGAUUUCGUACUCUCAAGCGAGUGUUUUUACUCUAUCAAAGCAGGGAUGAGUGGCUAA
Messenger RNA from Aspergillus oryzae RIB40, 1398 nucleotides. Its product is annotated as ferric reductase family protein. Bases 1 to 1398 code for a protein of 465 amino acids. Gene Ontology annotation, biological process: copper ion import; iron ion transport; intracellular iron ion homeostasis. The record is from RefSeq and is a predicted model, not a curated record. The transcript is spliced from 4 exons. NCBI's taxonomy places the organism in Eukaryota, Fungi, Ascomycota, Eurotiomycetes, Eurotiales, Aspergillaceae. Gene Ontology annotation, molecular function: ferric-chelate reductase activity. Gene Ontology annotation, cellular component: plasma membrane.